This is a messenger RNA of Danaus chrysippus (African queen), 1461 nucleotides long. Lineage: Eukaryota; Metazoa; Arthropoda; Insecta; Lepidoptera; Nymphalidae. The record is from the annotation of a GenBank genome assembly.
AUGCAGUUAUUUUUAUACUUCAUAGCCCUAGUGGCAGCCACAACAGCAAGGCAAUUGCAAAAUGGACCUCAAGUCCUUUCUGAAAAAUCAUCUUCCAACUCUGCAAACCAAAAAAUCGAUAAAAGAUUUGUGACUCAAGAAUUUAAUUUCUAUCUAACACCGGAAGAGAUACAAGCUUUGCGAGGGGUGAAAUCAUCUCAAAAUUCAGUUUCGAUUGAAUCCUUGAAACAGAAUUCAGAUGAAGAACAAGAAGCUUUCAAUCAACAGCUUCAAAACUUUAUUGCUGAGAAUCUAAAACCUGCACCUAUCGAAGAACCACAGGUAGAAGAACCAGUCGCUCCAAAUGUCUUUUUACCUAGAGAGGAAUCAGUUUACAAUAAUCAACAGAAAAAUAACUUCGUCGGUGCUUAUGCACAGCUUCUUAGAGAUCAAGCUAAAUUAUCAGGACAGGCACAAAAUGUGCAGGUACAGAAUUUACAGGUACAGAAUGUACAGAAGAAUCCAAUCCAAAGCCAGGAGUUCGUCCAAGCUUCUCCAAAUGUUUACAUUUUGGAUAAAGAGCAAGAAGAAAAAUUAUUACACGACCAGCUUAACAAACAAUGGAACCGUAUUUUAGACCACAAUCGCGCUCAAUUAAAGGCCUUAUCGUCUGAACAAAAACAAAACGAGAGAGGAAAUGUUGAACAAGUUCAAGCUGUAAGACAGGAGCAACAGAACUCUAAUAAAAAUAAUAAUGAAAAGUCGGAGUUAGAGAAAGAAAUCGAGAAUAUUUGGAGGCAGCACCAAGCUUUCGGUUUUGAAAAUUCAAACUUGCCCGUGGAAGUGGUUAAGCAAAGUGACGAAAAAGAUAAACAAGAGGUGGAAAAAGAAAUUGAAUAUAUCUUAAGAAACCACCAAGCUUUCGAAUUUGCGAAGUCUAAUGUAGCCAAAGAAAGAAAUGUUCAGAAUCAAGGUAAAAAUGUUGAACAGUCUGAAAUAGAAAGACAGAUUCAAAACUUAUAUAGAAAUCAACAAGGUUACCCCGUUGAGGUGAACAAAAGAGAAAGAGAAGAAAGACAGCAACAAUCGGAAGUAGAGAAACAGAUCGAAUUUAUCCUCAACAGCCGUCAAACAGAAUUUGUGAAAUCAGACGGUGGAGCCAAUAAUCAGAAAUCUAUCGAACAGAAUCAGUCUGACGUGGAAAAACAAAUCGACAGCAUCUUCAGAAGACAUCAGGAAUUCGAGCUUGAAAAAUCGAAAUCCACUGCCAAGGAGAUCAGUCAAAGUCCACCAAUCCUGAUUCACAAGCACGUCACAAUCACCAAACAUCUGCCUGUGCCAGUCGUAAAGAAUGUACAAGUAUCUGUACCAACGCCAGUUCUCGUGCCUGUUCCAGAGCCCUACGAGGUAAAAGUACCCCACUUAUACCCCGUACCCUUGGAAGUGGUCAAACACAUUCCUGUCCCCGUAAUAAGACAUUAG